AUGAAGUCCUUCGCUCCCCUUUCUCUUCUUUCCCUGGCGCUGGCCGCCGCCGGCAAUGCCGCUUCCUCCCCCACCAAGACCCUGGCCCGUCGCGCCGACUUCUGCGACCAGUGGGGCUCCGUCACCACCGGCAGCUACAUCGUCUACAACAACCUCUGGGGCCAGAGCUACGACAGCGCCGGCAAGCAGUGCACCGGCAUUGACUCGGUCAGCGGUACCGAUAUCGCCUGGCACACCUCGUGGUCGUGGGCUGGAACCUCGAACCAGGUCAAGAGCUUCGCCAACGUCGCUCUGGACUUCACUGCCAAGAAGCUGAGCGCUGUCAACAGCAUCAAGUCCAACUUCAAGUGGAGCUACUCCAACACCAACGUCGUCGCUGAUGUCGCCUACGACCUGUUCCUCAGCUCCACCGCUGAUGGCGACGAGGAGUACGAGAUCAUGGUCUGGCUUGCUGCCCUCGGCGGCGCCGGCCCCAUCUCCUCCACCGGUUCUGCUAUUGCCACCGUCACCAUCAACGGUGUCAACUGGAAGCUGUACUCCGGCCCCAACGGCAGCAUGACCGUCUACAGCUUCGUCGCCGAGUCGACCGUCACCGACUUCUCUGGUGAUCUGUUGGAGUUCUUCACUUACCUCGAGAAGAACCAGGGUCUCAGCUCCAGCAAGUACCUGACUCACGUGCAGGCCGGUACUGAGCCUUUCACUGGUACCGCCGACCUGACUGUCUCCUCCUACUCCGCUGUUGUCGCAUAA
This is a messenger RNA of Penicillium brevicompactum, 750 nucleotides long. It is a transcript of the gene xgeA, whose product is annotated as putative endoglucanase. The transcript is spliced from 2 exons. Bases 1 to 750 code for a protein of 249 amino acids. The record is from RefSeq and is a predicted model, not a curated record. Lineage: Eukaryota; Fungi; Ascomycota; Eurotiomycetes; Eurotiales; Aspergillaceae. Gene Ontology annotation, biological process: polysaccharide catabolic process. Gene Ontology annotation, molecular function: cellulase activity.